Molecule: messenger RNA, 681 nt
Organism: Symbiodinium sp. CCMP2456
Lineage: Eukaryota; Dinophyceae; Suessiales; Symbiodiniaceae
Source: the annotation of a GenBank genome assembly
AUGGCGCCGCGCCCGUGGCUGACCAGCCUCCUCGUGGCGGUGCUCUUCUCCCUGACGACCAGAUCAGGCUUGCGCUUCACGCCGGGGCUCACGAGUCCUUCGCGAUCCGUUUCGGCGACAGCAGCAGAAGCGGCCAGGAAGAAGAAGGUCGACGUCAACUUGGACACGCCACCCAAGCGGCCCCUAACGUCCUACAUGCGCUACGCCGCGGAAAUCCGACCCGAGGUCGCGAAGCAAUUGAAGGACGCGAAGGCAACUGAGAUCGUAUCUGAAGUUGCGAACCGCUGGCGCAAGCUAACGGCCGCGAAGAAGAAGCCCUACGUCACUGCAGCAGAGGCGGACUUUGCGGAGUACCGGGAACUGGUUCAGGCUUAUGUAGAGGCCGGUGGUGUAAUGCCAACUCCAAAACGAAGGACCACAAAAAACGGCAAGGUGAAGCUACCCAAGGAUCCACUGCGGCCGAAGAAGCCGGGAAGUGCCUACAUCCUUUGGGUCAAGGACAACUAUGCCGCGAUCAAGAAGAAGAAUCCGAAGCUGGCGCCAAAGGAAGUGAUGGCCCAAGCAGGUAAAGAAUGGUCCAAAGUGACGAAGGUUACGAAGACGAAGUACGAGAAGCAACGGGCGGAACUGAUGAAGGAAUACGAGAAGACUAUGCAGGUCUACGCAAAAGAGGGUUCAUGA